AUGGGUUCGCCGACUGGCUGCACGGCGGUGGAGACAUGGCGAGGGCAACUAUCUCCAUUGAAUGUCAUGAGGGGAAACUAUGCCAGCCUAGCGCCCAAAGCAGUAUUGAUGUCUGCUUUCAUCGCUCGCCAGGCAUUUACAGAGUCCAAGUGUCACGGGCCUGUGCGAUGCUGGGAGGGGGCGGUGGGGAACGCUGCCGGUGCAGCCGAUCUGAAUGGUUGCGAGCCUGAUUUUGCGGUGGUUGCGGCGCUUAAGGAAAAAACCAGGACCGCUAGCCUCCAGACCACGUGUCCGCCUGAGCUGUCGCCAAUAAUAACAUUAACUGCUUGCUAUCUAUCUAUUAUUGGCGCUGCUAUCGAUGGUGGCUGGCUCAGCUACUGUAGUAUUGCGUGCCCCCUACAUCGGUACUCGUAA
Molecule: messenger RNA, 414 nt
Organism: Talaromyces proteolyticus
Lineage: Eukaryota; Fungi; Ascomycota; Eurotiomycetes; Eurotiales; Trichocomaceae
Exons: 2
Coding region: 1-414 (137 amino acids)
Source: RefSeq, a predicted model, not a curated record